AUAAGUCACCAUGACUACCAAACAUGGACUGAUAACUGAUUCAUUCAAAGUGGUGAAGAAAGCAAGGAGGGGAGGCAAACGACAGAAGGCUCCAUCUCCUCCUCCACAGAAAGCAGAACAAGUAACCAAAACAGUCCGAGAGGAAGAGCUGCAGAAGCUCCAACAGUUUGACCUGGACUGGAGAUUUGGACCGUGCACAGGUAUCAGACGGCUGCAGAGAUGGGAGAGAGCAAAACUUCAUGGUCUUAACCCACCUGAGGAGAUCAGAUACCUGCUGCUUCAGACAAACACUGACCCUGAGUACAACCAGAGCCUGUGGUGUGACUAUCCGCUGUGAAGAAAUCAUCAAAAGAAAGAGAAACGUGUGCAAACUUCCAGAAAAGUCAAGUUCAUUUGUAUCAACACUAAUCACAAUAUAUCUCUAAGUAACGAUAAACCUUUUAUCUGUAAAUUUUAAAAAAUAUGUAAAAAAAUAAUUUAAAACUGGAAAUGAGUCGCAGAGAAGAGAACCGUCCUUCAGUUGAAGACAGAAAGUGUUAGAAAAAAAUCAUAGAUGUGUUUGUGAACUCUUUUGUUUUAUAAAUGUUUUUAAUAAAAAAAGUUCUACCAAAAAA
Notolabrus celidotus (New Zealand spotty) is the source of this 614-nucleotide messenger RNA. RefSeq names its product DNA polymerase delta 4, accessory subunit (gene pold4). Gene Ontology annotation, molecular function: DNA-directed DNA polymerase activity. Gene Ontology annotation, cellular component: delta DNA polymerase complex. Lineage: Eukaryota; Metazoa; Chordata; Actinopteri; Labriformes; Labridae. Gene Ontology annotation, biological process: DNA-templated DNA replication; DNA synthesis involved in DNA repair. The record is from RefSeq and is a predicted model, not a curated record.